Molecule: messenger RNA, 2491 nt
Organism: Morone saxatilis (striped sea-bass)
Lineage: Eukaryota; Metazoa; Chordata; Actinopteri; Moronidae
Gene: arl8bb
Product: ADP-ribosylation factor-like 8Bb
Exons: 7
Coding region: 83-643 (186 amino acids)
Biological process (GO): protein transport; anterograde axonal transport
Cellular component (GO): lysosomal membrane
Molecular function (GO): GTPase activity; GTP binding
Source: RefSeq, a predicted model, not a curated record
CAAAGCAGCUACUUCCUGUGUAAACUGUUAGUCGAUUCACAUCCAGACGGCCGCAGCGACUGCGACUACUGUGUCAUCCAAGAUGCUGGCUCUCAUAAACAGGCUUUUGGACUGGUUCAGGUCCCUCUUUUGGAAAGAAGAGAUGGAGCUUACAUUGGUGGGGCUUCAGUACUCCGGAAAAACCACAUUCGUCAACGUGAUUGCAUCCGGCCAGUUCAGUGAAGACAUGAUUCCCACAGUCGGUUUCAACAUGCGAAAGGUCACUAAAGGCAAUGUGACAAUAAAGAUAUGGGACAUAGGUGGACAGCCCCGCUUCAGAAGCAUGUGGGAGCGCUACUGUAGAGGGGUCAAUGCUAUUGUUUACAUGGUGGAUGCAGCAGACCGAGAGAAGAUAGAAGCUUCCAGAAAUGAACUGCACAACCUCUUAGACAAACCACAGCUACAAGGAAUUCCAGUUCUAGUGCUGGGCAACAAACGAGACCUACCCAACGCACUUGAUGAGAAACAGCUGAUUGAAAAAAUGAAUCUAUCUGCCAUUCAGGACCGAGAGAUCUGCUGCUACUCUGUCUCCUGCAAAGAGAAAGACAAUAUAGAUAUCACACUGCAGUGGCUCAUCCAGCAUUCAAAGUCGCGGAGAAGCUGAAAGUGAAGCCUCCCCAGUCGCAGCUCUGGCCUCAGCCCCCUAAUGGUCAUGGGUCCUUGACAGCCAUCCCUUCCACUGCCUCUGUGAAGUAAUCCAGCUCUCUGCUCACUACCGUCACCACCUGCACCACCCAGUACACUACCAUAGAUGUGUAGCCCCUGUACAGCACUACCGCCACCCCAACUAUCUGGAGUCUUGAAAAGUUGUUUCAGUACUGUGCUUGAAGGUGGAUUGUCCAUACCCAUCAUGCCUUAUCGCCCAUCAUUGCGGACAUGCUCUGUGUCUGAGUACAUUUAUUUUCAUUUAAUGGCUUCUGUUCCUUUCGUCACAAGAAUCUAAUGAUGUUGCAAUGUACAGUUCCUCGGCUACACUAGGAUGGAGCUGCUGUAAUGCCUGUCAACAUUCGAUGUUUACGUCACGAGGUUGUGAUUGUAGUUUUUAAACAGUUUGCCAAACGAUGAUGUUUGCUUGCGCUAAUGCCUUCAAUUCCUGAUAAACUCUUAGCAAUGUAGCCUGCAUUUUAUUUGCCGGCAUAUGGAAGUAUCUAUUUUAUUAAGUGACUUAAAUCAAAGUUUACACAUAACCUAAAAAUGAAUAGAAGGUAAGACUGAGUGGUUGUUGUGUCUGAGGGCAAAAUCUUAAGAUAGGUCAGCAGAGUUAUAAGUGCCUUUGGCUGAGUGAGUGUCCCAAUGAGACAGUUAUUGCCCAAUGCAACUUCUAACCCACUAUUAUAAAUAAACACUUGGUACAGACACAGCAUAAAUCCCUUGAUUACACUUAACACCACCCCUCGACAAUCUCAUUUUAUGUUUGUAAUCACAUAAACACAUUAUGAUGUCUGAGAAAAGACAGUACUGUAAUGACGAUGAAAAAUGAGAAAUGAAGUAAUGGACGAUGAGGAUGCGAGGUGAAUGAGGAAAUGUUACAAUUUUUUAUUUUUUUUUUUCCUUUUGGUUGAUGGGUGAUUUGAAUGCUGUUUCACUUGUAGCCUGUGACUUUUAUGUAGCUUGAAAUGUGGGCUAACUUUUGCUUGCAGUUCUCAGGUUGUUAAAGGAUUUUUAAAAAUAAUUGUCUGAUCACCGUAUGGGUGUGCCCACAUAUCUGUUUCAUAAUCCCUACUUUGUCCGGGUUGGAUAACAGAAAGCCAGUGUUUGUCAUGAUGACUGAGCUUACGGAGAACGGGAGCCAGUCCAUUAGUUCAAAGCAUUGGAUGCUUGAUGUCAUCCAUGCAGUGCCACACCCUUGUCUGAAUCCUGAUGUGUUUUUGUAGAAGCCUUAGCAGUCAAAGGACAACACUGUUUCCUCUAAGAGUGACGUAUUGAUUGACACGUCUCUUCCCUUCAGCGACAUGACAAUGAUGAGGUUUGACCACUGUAUAUUAAUCUGCCCCUUGCUUGGCCAGUGCAUCUUGAUUAAAUUUAAGUUUUUUUUCUAUGUGUGUGUGUCGCUGGAUCAGAAUGACUUAUCCCUUCUGCUACAACACUAUGUAGGCCUACAUGGUUUCUGCAUAUCACUGUAAUGUCUAAAAAUCCAUCACACGCUCUCUGUUAUCUCAUGUUGUUCUGUGUCUGUUGGUGAUCGUCGUAAUCCUAAAUGUCAAUUGUUGGGACCACAGCAGCAGUGAGGGGCUGUGAAAUUUGGGUGACUGUGUGGGUAAUUUGGGGAAAGCUUUGUAACCCGUGUAAUAAUAUAGCCUAUUUGCAAUUUGUAUGUGCAUGUGCUGAACUUAUUCACAUUCAAUUGCAGACUUUGUAAAUAAGACGUUAGCAUUUUUAUUCCCACAAAAGCUCCUGUAGAUGUCAUGCAUUCUUUCCCUGUGAUUGCUAAUAAAAUUGUUUUUAUUUUUAA